CAUGGUUCUAUACCGAAGAAAACUCGCAGGAUGGCCUUCGCUCAGUUAUUCCCAUAGUACCUCGAAAAGAUACUGUGUAUUCGAUGUUUAGUGCCUGGGAUACUGCUAUCCGGGGACGCUUAACGACACUUUAUGAGUCAUUCUCGGUGGAUGCCUGGAAUACGAGGAGUCGCCAAGAAGCAGCACAUUCAGCCUUUGUUCUUUUGUCCCAUCAACUCGUGAACGAAUUGGUGUCCAGCAUAGCAGGCAAUGACAACGGCUUCGUGGAGGAAUUUAUACAUAGAGCGAAAGUCAUUGCCCUAACACUUUUAAAUGUGGACAAAGAUUCGCCUAGAUACGCUCAUGCAGACGAGUGUGCGGAAAUAGAAGAUACUAUAAGGGAACUAUUGGAUGUAUAUCUGGAACAAACUACAUCUGAUUAUAUGCCUCCCGACAUUGAGUCUGCAAAUUCUAGUUGCUCUGACUUUGUAUCCCUCGCAUCGUUAUUGGAAUGUCUCCCCGAAGACGACACGAAUAAUUCCAUCACCGAAUCUCCAGCUAAUGCCGAGCGAAGCACAGUGGAGCACUGCACUCAAACUACGCACGUCGAUCCUGUCAAAUACAAUGGGCGUAUACGGCCGCGAAGAAGGCUUGAAGUCACGUUUAUUAAAGGGGUCGACGUUCUGUAAUUUUCUGGGUGCAGAUCCGAGGUACAACCAACACAAACGAUACCAAUUCUUACUGGCC
Molecule: messenger RNA, 726 nt
Organism: Fomitiporia mediterranea MF3/22
Lineage: Eukaryota; Fungi; Basidiomycota; Agaricomycetes; Hymenochaetales; Hymenochaetaceae
Exons: 3
Coding region: 84-668 (194 amino acids)
Source: RefSeq, a predicted model, not a curated record